Messenger RNA from Trypanosoma theileri, 1935 nucleotides. RefSeq names its product nucleolar complex protein 2. Gene Ontology annotation, cellular component: nucleoplasm; Noc2p-Noc3p complex; nucleolus. The transcript has a single exon. Bases 1 to 1935 code for a protein of 644 amino acids. The record is from RefSeq and is a predicted model, not a curated record. Gene Ontology annotation, biological process: ribosomal large subunit biogenesis. NCBI's taxonomy places the organism in Eukaryota, Euglenozoa, Kinetoplastea, Trypanosomatida, Trypanosomatidae.
AUGGCCACGAAGGAUAAGAAAUCGUUUAAAAAGUUUGCCAAAAAACACCUGGCGACAGUGAUUGAAAAUCGCCGUAAAGGUGCCAAGGCGAAGAAGGAAAAAUUGGAGCGUAUUGAGAAGAAAAAGGUUCGUGAGGUAAAGGAGGCACAACGUGAAGAACGGGAACAUCAGGAACAAUUGGAGAGACUAAAGGAUACAGAUCCAGAAUUUUACUCCUAUCUGGAGGAUGAGGACCCUACACUUUUACAGUUUGGAAAAGAAGAUAUUGAUAUUGUUGGGGAUGAUGAGGGAAGUGAUGCUGAAACAGAAGUUGACGAUGAGGAACAACUGAAUGAUGAUGAUGAUGAUGGCAAUGAUGAUGCUAGUGGAAACGACACCAAGGAAACUGCAGUAUUACGAGUUACACGUGAAGAACUCGAUCGCCUAAUUAAAGGAAAAAAAAUUGAGGCUUGUAUUGAUAUCUAUGUGAGCGCCGUUCGUGAAUUGGGAUAUGCAGUGAAGGAAAACCCAAAGGCAAGUGCCACACGAAAGUUUGAGGAACCAUCACUAGUAAAGGAAUCUAUGCUUCGUGUUGCGCGUUUUGUUGGCUCCAACCUGAGUAGCGUCAUCACUGGUAAAGGAUCAUUUAAAUCUCACAAAACACGUUUUCUCAUGCGACGCCUUUUACUUUCCCUCAUGGUUAGUGUGAGUGAAAGUAGUUCAGAUGCCGUUUUGACUGCAGGUCUACUUCAUGCUUUGACCCCUUUUGUACCAGUGCUUCACUACAUGAAGGGAAUAACAAAAGUUGUUCUCAAGACUGCUCUUUCUCUUUGUUCCGCAGAUGAAGAGUCAGUACGAAUUGCAGCAUAUGUUGUUGUUCGCGCUAUUGCCACACGUGCCACGGGAACCCGAUCUAUGUAUCAGUCUACCGCAUUUAAGGGUAUGUUUCUCACGCUUGUGCGUACAGCCCAUAACUACAACAUUCGAAACGCUCCUUUGAUAGCUUUUCUUAUGAACUGUGUUGUGGAUCUCUAUGGUACAGAUAUGGAAGCCGCGUAUCAACAUACAUUUGUAUACUUGCGUCAGUUAGCUAUUUAUCUUCGCGCUGCCUUACAACAACAGACGCAGAGCAAUGUACGGGCUGUAGUUAACUGGCAAUAUCUUAACGCACUACGCACGUGGGGCGCUGUGGUUUCCAAGUAUUCUGAAGCAGCACAGUUAGGACCCUUGAUUCACCCUGUGGUUCAAAUUUCAACUGGCCUUAUGGAUUUAUUUUCUUCUCCUCGUAUGUUCCCUAUGCACUUACAGAUUAUUGAAGUUCUCAAUCACAUUUCUAUUCGUGCUGAUGGUGUUUUUAUUCCUGUAGCACCUUAUCUACUUCGUAUUCUGACCUCAUCUAGUCUUACCCUUGAUCAUCAUUCAAAUGGAUCCGCUGAGAAAGUUGAGUCUGUAGAUCUGCGUUUCACUAUUCGUGUGAAAAAGUCUCAGGCAAGGAUUGCAAGUUAUCACCGAGAUAUGUGGAGUGAGUGUCUUUAUCUUCUCACAGAACACCUGGCAACACACAGUCACACUCUUGGCUUUCCAGAGGCCUUUUGGGCAGUUGAGGCAACACUUAAGCGGUUACGUGGUGAAGUCAAGGUACCAAAGAUCCACUCACAGUUAAGCACGCUUCUUCGCAACAUUCAGACGACAAGUCAGAAAAUCAUAGCACGUCGAGAUCAGGCGGGUAAUGGACCAUGCGAUUUGGCGGGUAUGAAACAAUUGGAAGAUGAGCUUAAAAAUGCCGGUAAUCCACUCUCAUCAUAUCACCAAACUCUCCGACAGCAGCGUAUGCAAGCCUUUGCCGCCAAGCAAAGGAAUGUCGAUGGCGUGGGACGUGCCACACUGGAGGCUACCGUGAAUAAAGAAAAAGAUAAAAAGAAUCGUAAGCGUCACAGACGUGAUGAUGACGUGUAA